AUGGUUGUCCAUCGCCCCCAACGAUCGCGAACCUUUUCAAAAAGAAGGGGGCCACAACAAGCACCUUCCUCCAACAAGUUCUAUUUCAGUGACCUGAAACGCUUGGUCAAAAACCCUCUCCCGAUUCUGCCUGCCAUCUGGAGGUGGUUCGCGGCGCCCACGGGACAGGUGGACUCACGGGUCCGUUCCAAUAAAUCUUACAAAUCUUUCCUCGACGGAAGGGCCUCGCUUCCUUUCCCUCACGCAAUAUCUCUAGGGGAUCAAUCUCGCCACCAGACUCCCUUGUUCAGGUCUGGUGGUGCAAGUGUGCUCGCGGAACAGUUCUUCGAAGGGAGCGCGCACUUCGCCACUUGGAGUCAGACUUUUCCCACAGGUACCAGUAGCAUUGUCAGCGAGGGUUCGGGCAGUGGAGAAAGUGACGGUCCUCGCGAGGGAUCAAGUGAUGUUUCCCGCGAGGGAUCAAGCAGCGGCACCUUCGAGGAGUCCUUAAACGCCCCCAAGGGAAUCUUCCCCUCCGCGAGCCAGACUGACCAGAAAAUUCAGGCUAGGUUGCGAUUCCGAAACCAGUUCAUCCGGGGCAUCUUCAAGGAGCGAGAGAAAAUUAUGCGCGCUCAGGAGGGACAGGCCAUAGCCAAACGUAUAGCCGAAUUCGCGCGCCGGGAUGCACGCCUGCUCAAAGCUAUGCACCAGCCGGCGGAGGAGGAAGCGAAGCGGCAGGUGGAAGAAGCUGAGAUGCAGAGGGAGCAAGAGAGGCGGCUCCAUGACGCUGCAAUGGCUGAACUGGUCAAUCAGUCCAUCCGUGAGGAGCAGGAGAAGCAAGACCUUCUCCGGGGCCGAUGGGAGGUGUUGCGACAACAGGAGAUAGAGUUUCAGAAUCGCGUCGAGCGCGAAAACGCUGAAUUCCAGCAGGGAAACUUGGACUUCCGACGAAUGAGGUGGAACCACCCGUACAGUUCGAAGUACACCCAGGAACACUUCAUGCGAGUCAAAGUCAAGAGACGAGAGGAGGAUGAAGCGAGACUAAAGGCUACUAAGGAAAAGCUAACAAGGCAAGCGGGUUUGAGGCUACAGGAGUUACGGGAGGAGUUGGAUGAGGAGCUAAGGCAGGAGGCGCUCGAGGAGGCACUCAGGCAGGAGGCGCUCAAGCAGGAGGCGCUCAGGCAGGAGGCGCUAAGGCAAGAGGCUCUCACGCAGGAGACGCUCAGGCAAGAGGAGCUAAGGCAAGAGGCUCUCAGGCAGGAGGCUCUCAGGCAGGAGGCUCUCAGGCAGGAGGCUCUCAGGCAGGAGGCUCUCAGGCAGGAGGCUCUCAGGCGGGAGACGCUCAGGCAGGAGGCGCUCAGGCAGGAGGCGCUCAGGCGGGAGGCGCUCAGGCAGGAGGCGCUCAGGCGGGAGGCACUCAGGCGGGAGGCGCUCAGGGAGGCGUUGAAGGAAACUGCGGAGGCGAAUGCUCGUACAAAACAGGCCAUCAACCCCUUGCGGCAAAUUCUUGAGGUGUACGACAAAAAAUGGGCUAUCAUCGGGGAGAGAGAGAAGGGAGACACCAUAUGCUUUGGUUGGGCCGAUAUGCCAUUUCCCCUUUUCGACAUCCCCCCCAUAGGCGCAUCAGAUCAAAUCACUCUCGACAACGUUCGCAAGUUCCUAUUCCAUCCGUUGAGGCAAGGCUUACAGACCUUUUCGAAGAAGUCUAUUCUACGCAAGGAACUGCUUCGGUGGCAUUCCGACAAAUUCGACUCCAAUGUACUAUGUUAUAUCUACCCUCAGGAGAAGGCUGCCGUGCAGGACGCCGCGGGAGUUGUGGCUAGACUUUUGACCCAGCUGAUGCGAGAAAUGGACAAUCAGUAA
Messenger RNA from Heterobasidion irregulare TC 32-1, 1842 nucleotides. RefSeq lists its product as uncharacterized. The record is from RefSeq and is a predicted model, not a curated record. Bases 1 to 1842 code for a protein of 613 amino acids. The transcript has a single exon. Lineage: Eukaryota; Fungi; Basidiomycota; Agaricomycetes; Russulales; Bondarzewiaceae.